GUAUCUCAGUAACAGUUCUUAAAAAAAAAAAAGCUGUUUGCAGUCAUGAGGGCUGAUAUUGCCCCAUAGGCCAGGGCCUAAGAGGAGUAGAAAUAAGAUUUUCCAGAAGCCACUAGAGGGACUUCUCUGGUGGCGCAGUAGUUAAGAAUCCCCCUGCCAAUGCAGGGGAUGUGGGUUCGAUCCCUGCUCUAGGAAGAUCCCACAUGUCCACGUACAGCAUCGAAGACUAAAUAAAUAAAAUUUGCAAAAAAAAAAAAAAAGCCACUAGAAUGUUUGGAUAUUAAGUGCUUAGUUAAUGCCAGGCACUUUUCUGGGGAUAUAAUGGUUAAUGACAUAGGCAAGAUCCCUGCUGUCAUGGAAACAGAUGAGGGUACUAUGUUAGAACAGGGUAAGAUGUGAGUGGGUGUGUGGGUGAGUUGGGGGUGGGUAGGAAAGGUCUAUUUGAGGAGGUGACAUUGAAGCUGAGACCUGAAGGGUGGUUUGGAGGUAGCCAUGCCAGGAGCAUCCUAGAUAGAGGGCCAGCAAGUUCAGAGGUCCUAAGAUGGGGAGGAGCUUGGUGUGUCCUAGUACCUUUCAGAAGCUGGGUUGUUGGAGCUUCAUGAACAAAGGGGCGAGGGUCAGGGGUUGAGGGAAAGGCAGGCUGGGCUAGACCUUGCUGAACCUUGUAUGCUCUGAACAGGAGUGUAUAUUUCAUUCAAAGAGCAAGAACCCCUGAAGGUUUUUAAGCAGGGGAGGAACAUGGUUUGCACGAGUUCACUUGGCCUCUCAAGUGGAUGUCAUGCGAUAUUUAAAACUAGGCUAAGCGCUGCUCACACCAUGGCUUGGGUCCCGAAUGCGCCACAGCCUCUCGAGAGACGUGGGUCCUCGGAGCCUCUCUAGUGCCGGAGCUCGGGCCACAGGCAGCUCUGCGGCGGGGGAAUAACAGAACCUCUGGAAUGGAUGGACUCUUCCCGAGCAGCUUUGCUGAUUUCCAGCAGCUGGACAAUGUUCCUCAUUAAUAUCUGUCUGUCAGCAUAAUCAUCACAUCAUUUCACUCUGGUGGCAGGGACUCAGCUCCGAAUUCUGUAUAGAAAAAGCACCGGGAUACCAGUCUUUCAAUGGCUUCGAGACAACCAGAAGUGCCUGCUCUUGAGCCUAGUGGGCCUCUAAGCAAGAUGUCCCUGCCCAUUGGGAUGUACCGCCGGGCAUUCAGCUAUGAUGAUGCCCUCGAGGACCCUACGCCCAUGACUCCUCUUCCAUCGGACAUGGGCAGCAUCCCCUGGGAGCUAGUGAUUCCAGAACGCAAGUAUCAGGACCUCGCCAAGGUGGAGGAAGGAGAGGCCAGUGUCUCCUCCUGUGUCCCGCACCCGCCAUCGGCCACUGACAGUGUGGACAAGGUCCCCGUGGUGACGGCUAAAGCUACCCACGUCAUCAUGAGUUCUCUGAUCACAAAACAGACCCAGGAGAGCAUUCAGCGUUUUGAGCAACAGGCAGGGCUGAGAGAUGCUGGCUACACACCCCACGAGGGCCUCACCACCGAGGAGACCAAGGACCUUCGAGUGGCAGAAGCGCUCCACAAACUAAAGCUCCAGAGUGGAGAGAGAACAAGAGAGGAGAAGCGGCCGGCCUCCACCCAGUCCACCCCAAGCAGCAGCCCCCACUCUUCCCCUAAGCAGAAGCCCAGAGGCUGGUUCACUUCUGGUUCUUCCACAGCCUUACCUGGCCCCAAUCUUAGCACCAUGGAUUCUGGACGCGGGGAUAAAGACAGAAGCUCGGCAGAUAAAUGGAGUCUCUUUGGACCAGGAUACCUCCAGAAGUCUGAUUCAGGAGGUUUUGCCGUCCAGGCCUACAAAGGAGCGCAGAGGCCUUCUCCAGUAGCACUGAUUCGCGCGCAGGCCACCCGAAUGGCCGAGGAUCCGGCAACAUUCAAGCCGCCCAAGAUGGACAUCCCAGUGAUGGGAGGGAAGAAACAGCCGCCGCGGGCCCACCGCCUCAAACCCCGGGACCUGAAUGUCCUCACACCCACUGGCCUCUAG
Messenger RNA from Hippopotamus amphibius kiboko, 2015 nucleotides. RefSeq names its product putative monooxygenase p33MONOX. The coding region runs from base 1098 to 2015 and encodes 305 amino acids. The transcript has a single exon. Gene Ontology annotation, cellular component: cytoplasm. NCBI's taxonomy places the organism in Eukaryota, Metazoa, Chordata, Mammalia, Artiodactyla, Hippopotamidae. The record is from RefSeq and is a predicted model, not a curated record.